This is a messenger RNA of Solea senegalensis (Senegalese sole), 983 nucleotides long. RefSeq names its product lysosomal protein transmembrane 4 alpha (gene laptm4a). The transcript is spliced from 7 exons. NCBI's taxonomy places the organism in Eukaryota, Metazoa, Chordata, Actinopteri, Pleuronectiformes, Soleidae. The record is from RefSeq and is a predicted model, not a curated record. Gene Ontology annotation, cellular component: lysosomal membrane. Bases 117 to 836 code for a protein of 239 amino acids.
CGCGUUGUCGCGCAGCUCGUCGGCUGGAAGUGGUGGGCGUUUCUGCGUCUUCGUCAGUGUGUUGGUGCUGUGAACUGAAGCGUACCCUCUGGUUCACGACCCGCGACUCUCAUCCGAUGUUUCUCCCUACGCUUGUGGAGGACAUGCAUCAUUUUAAGCCUAGUCGGGACAGAUUGUACACCACCAGGUGCUGUGGAUGUUGCCAUGUCCGGACGGGGACCAUCAUCCUCGGAACCUGGUACAUGGUCGUCAACCUGUUGAUGGGCAUCCUGUUGACCGUAGCUGUGACCCACCCGGAGAACGUGCCCACCAUCGACUUGCAAUAUGAGGUCAUCGACCAUUACUUUGCCUCCAACAGGAUGUCUGAGAAUGCCUGUGUGGGGUUUGCCAUUUCUCUGCUGAUGCUCACUAUCAGUGCCAUGAUGGUGUAUGGAGCCAUUACUCAUCGUGAUGGAUGGCUCAUCCCGUUUUUCUGCUACCAGCUGUUUGACUUUGCUCUGAGCUGCCUGGUGGCAGUCAGUUCUCUCACCUACCUGCCCAGGAUCAAGGACUACCUGGACCAGCUGCCGGAUUUCCCUUACAAGGAUAACCUGCUCUCUAUGGACUCCAGCUGCCUGCUGUUCUUUGUGCUGGUCUUCUUUGCCUUCCUCAUCAUCCUCAAGGCUUACUUGAUCAACUGUGUGUGGAACUGCUACAAGUACAUCAACAACAGGAACAUGCCGGAGAUCGCUGUCUACCCUGCCUUUGAGACUCCUCCCCAGUACAUCCUCCCCACCUACGAGAUGGCAAUGAAGAUGCCAGAGAAGGAACCUCCCCCCCCUUACAUGCCCGCCUAAUCACCAGCACCGGUUGUUGCCAAAACAGACACGCACAUACAGUAUGCACACAUCCCCAUCAUAUGCAUUCCUACAUUCCUUCACUAACCCUCUCUGAACACCGACGCCACCCUCAUCUUCAUCUUCAUCAUCCUCUGACCUGCUGUG